Messenger RNA from Oreochromis niloticus (Nile tilapia), 2534 nucleotides. It is a transcript of the gene abhd11, whose product is annotated as abhydrolase domain containing 11. The transcript has 6 exons. Bases 55 to 1062 code for a protein of 335 amino acids. Gene Ontology annotation, cellular component: mitochondrion. Gene Ontology annotation, molecular function: carboxylic ester hydrolase activity. The record is from RefSeq and is a predicted model, not a curated record. NCBI's taxonomy places the organism in Eukaryota, Metazoa, Chordata, Actinopteri, Cichliformes, Cichlidae. Gene Ontology annotation, biological process: lipid metabolic process.
GCACAGCACAGCCAGGCCCUCUCCCUGUAGUUUCAACCUCCGGCCGCUCUGUGCAUGCCCGCUCAUCAGCUGUCACUGUGGCCGUGUGGAGACGCACAUGCUGUUUUUCGACUACCUGGUAACGGAGCAUAUGCUGCCAUGAGUGCUUUGUGUCGCUUGCUUCAGAGAGGACUGCUGAGCGGCCGGCCUCUGUGUCGUUUAUUCCCCGGACAGCAGGAUGUUUGCGGGGUGGCUCCCGCGGUCCGGUCAGCCAGCUCAUCCAGUCCUGUCAACUUGACCUACGACGUCUUCGAUGGGAAGGGAGAGAGCACUCCCCUGGUGUUUCUGCACGGCCUCUUUGGCAGUAAAUCUAACUUCCACUCAAUAGCAAAGUCCUUGGUGCAGCGCACAGGCAGAAAGGUGCUGACAGUAGAUGCCCGUAACCACGGCAACAGCCCUCACAACCCCGUGCUGACCUACGAGGCGAUGGCGAAUGAUUUGAAACACCUCCUCGCCCAGCUCCAUAUCGACAAGUGCAUCCUGAUCGGCCACAGCAUGGGUGGGAAAACGGCCAUGACGACCGCUUUGACGCAGCCUGCUUUAGUGGAGAGGCUGGUGGUCGUUGACAUCAGUCCUGCUCAAAGCAGCACACGGACCAACUUCCGGUAUUACAUCCAAGCAAUGCAGGAGAUGACGAUCUCCACAGACAUCCCUCGUUCCACUGCAAGGCGGAUGGCUGAGGAUCAACUGCGCAGUUUAGUGAAGGAACAUUCAGUGCGUCAGUUCCUUCUCACUAACCUGGUGGAGCAGAACGGACACUACGCCUGGAGAGUCAACUUGGAGGCCAUCUCAGCGCACCUUGAUGACAUCAUGAGUUUCCCCAACUUUGACACCGGCUAUGAGGGACCUACUCUGUUUUUGGGUGGAGCUAGCUCUGCUUAUAUCAGCUCCGACGAUUACCCAGAAAUCCAGAGGCUGUUCCCCAAUGCAGAUAUCCAGUACAUCCCAGAUGCCAGCCACUGGAUUCACGCAGACAAACCCUUAGAUUUCAUCAGCUCCAUCAUCUCCUUCCUUCAAUCCUAGCUGCCUGCAGUGUACGCCUCUGAACUUUUUUUAUGCUCGACACCGUGAGCGUCCGCUCGUCAAAAACUGAGGGUGCCGAAUCAGCAGCUUCAGCAGGAGCAAGUGUAACUAUUAACGAUGCUUGUAUUUGCCAACACUGGACCAAACUCACCCUUAUACAACAGUCAGAUAAUACCUUUUGACAAUAUAGCACUUAGUGUAAUGUACUGUAGGUGAACUUUUAUUUUGUUUAGCCUCUCUGCCAGACAUGUAGUGUUAUUAGACUGGCUGGUUUCUAGAUGUGUGUUUGUUUUUUUGUUGAUUUUUAGAUAAUAGAAACAAAAGAAUCUCCAGUUUAACAUAAUGGGGCAGUUUUUGGAGGCGGUAUACUAAUCCAAAGAAAUUCUCAUUUGCACAGUGCUUCGUUUGUUUCCAGUGGCUUUAGGCGAAGGACAGUCUGGGACCGCUGAAGUGUAGAAAGUCGUGACAGCACUGCAAUGAAACAAAUACUGUAAAUCUUAGAAGUGAUGAAUGUGUUAAGCAAAAAAUGUAUCAGGAAGUUCGAGCUUGGCACAGAGGACGUGGCACAGGAUUUAUGUGGUCAGUUGGUUUGUCAUAGGAAUUUAUUUUACUGUUGAUAAUAGUGAUAUAUUCAGCUUUUGGUGCAGAACGCGUCUCUUCGUUUGUGUAUCUGCUGUGUGUCGAACACGAGGAUUUACAGGUCAGUUGCAUUUUGCAAAACUCAAGGUCACGGAGAGCGAUGGCUGUUUUUUUAAGCCAACUCAUGCAUCUAUGAAAGGUGAGCAGAAACCACACAUACAGUAUUAUCGCACUGUUUCCUGAGUGUCUCAGGUUACAACUGGAUAUACUACUUAUUACACACUUAUGCUAUUGUUUUGUCUGUCUGGGGAUAAGCCUCGGUAACGUCGUCGUGUCUUUGUGUGUGGUCAGUCCAAAUAGUGUUUUGAUGAAACAAUGUUUUACCAGUCUGUAUCUCAUUUAUCUCUACAAAUAAGGCGCGUAUGGGUAUCUCACAAAUAUAUGCUGCAAUGAGGUACAACUGUACCUUGUUAUGUGAUCGUAAUAGUAGUGAAACUGCCAUUGUGUGAAUAAGCAGGGUGUUGUUAAUUUGUAUACGUGCCUCUUUUAUCCAGAGCUCCUUUUACAUUUCUGUAAAACUUUAUUAAGAAAAAACAACUUUUAUUCUUCAAUAAUAAUCUAGUAGAGUUUAGAUUGGCAGCUGGGUUGCCAGUUCUGUGUGAAUUUUCUCACAAGAAAAGUUCAAGCACCUAGAUGUUUACCAGAGUCAGUGUUUUAUGUUCUUUCAUUGUCAUUACGGGCAUCUAAAAAGGUUUAAAUGGUCAGAAUUAAGUUGAGUGAAACUCUUCUUAAGUAGUUAGUUGAUUCUUUUGUGAAGCUCCAGCUAGUAGAGACUCACCCUUUCUUCCUCUUUUAACCCACAAGACAGAUUUUGUCUUGUUGCACAAUAUUAA